Molecule: messenger RNA, 1384 nt
Organism: Hypomesus transpacificus
Lineage: Eukaryota; Metazoa; Chordata; Actinopteri; Osmeriformes; Osmeridae
Product: androgen-dependent TFPI-regulating protein
Exons: 6
Coding region: 112-798 (228 amino acids)
Cellular component (GO): endomembrane system; membrane
Source: RefSeq, a predicted model, not a curated record
AUUCACUUUUAGUAGCACAUGUAGGAGUAGUCAAGAAAUUGUAUAAUAACAGCUUGCAUGAAUUCAAAAUAUAACAUUUUAAUAAAUACAUUAAUAUAACCAUAGAUAAACAUGAGCGCAAUGUUGAGAGCAGUUUACCACAUUUUGGCUUUCAGCUGGUAUGCAUUUGUCAUUCAGUCCCUUGCUGCCAAGGAUGGAGAAGAACUACCACCUGGAAUAUUUGUUUAUGGUGGGCCAUGGAAGUACCUUACUUUCUUAAAUUUGAUAUUGCAGAUGGUGUUCUUUGGGUUAGCUACUAUAAGUGACCUUCAGCCUGGAAAAGAGUCUUCUGCACGCAAUGGUCUUACCAGAUGCAAAGACCUCCUCUUCUCUGUCUUUGCCUUCCCUGUAGGCAUGUUUGUAGUGCUUCUUUUCUGGGUGAUCUUUGCCUAUGACAGGCAGCUGGUCUACCCAGCUUCAUUGGAUGCCUUUUUCCCCCCCUGGAUGAACCAUGCUAUGCACUCAUUUGUUCUGCCGAUUCUUCUUGGAGAGAUACUGGUACAACCCCACACAUACCCAAAGACUAAAAAUGGCCUAGCUGCAUUAGGAAUUGUGGGUGUGGCCUACUUGAGCUGGGUGAUAUGGGUGUACUUGUCAGUUGGGAUUUGGGUGUACCCUCUUCUUGGACUCUUUAGCACUACUGGUAUUGCAGGUCUCUUCUUCUUCAACAUGUGCAUAGUAGCACUCUUCUAUCUGCUCGGACAAACAGUGAACAGCAGAGUCUGGGGUAAAGAUAAGGUGAUGCUUAAGACAGCAUGAAAAUGUUCACUGUUUAAUCUUUUUCAUCCGAAUUCAGACCUAUGAAUGGGAUUGUGUGUUUCAGAUUCCCACAGUAACUAAGAAUUCAGAGAAAAAUAUGAUCAAGCAUAACUUUGUUUGCUACUAUUCAUGUACUGUAAUGUAACAACUAUGUGUCACUAAAUUGUGGGAAACAGUGAUGGUCUGACACCUGACCAAAGGUAUUUUACUACGAUAAAUAAAUCCAGAAGUCCAUGUUGAUUUAAAUUAAUUUAAUUACAGUACCCAAAUCAAUAUAAGAAUAAAUGACAGGAAUAUCAGGGUUUGGUCAUUUGUACAAUUACAUAAUUAUAACACAGUCAAUAGACAUUAAUAAGAAACAAAGUAAAUGCAAAGGCUUGUUCAGAGUUUGAUGAUCUUGGGUUUUUUGUCUUGGAAGGGUCCUUGUACAAAACCAUUUGCUGAGAACUACUGUACACUGAAUGCAUGUUAUCUCGAUCUCAAUCUUAUAGUAAUCAUUUUCGAACGAAAUAUACCAUAGUCUUCUGCAUUUUGUAUUAUCUGUAUCCUCAUAGUAAAAUAAAAUAAAAUAAAUACAUUUAAAAAA